UACCCCGCCCUUCCAGCACCAUGCCUUCCCGCGGCUGCCUGGGCCUGAGCGUCACCUCCGCCCUCCUGCUGGGCCUGCUGCUGCUGGGCCUGCCCCCGGGUCCCACAGAAGCACAGAAAACAGGGGUGUGCCCGGAGCUGCCCAGGGACCUGAACUGCACCGAGGAGUGCGCCUCGGACAACGACUGCGCCGACAACCUCAAGUGCUGCCGCUCGGGCUGCGUCGCCCGCUGCGUUCUCCCCAAUGAAAAACUGGGUUCCUGUCCUCAGCUGAACUCUGCCAUCCACCCCCUGGGCAUCUGUGAAGACCAGUGCAAGGAAGACAGCCAGUGUCCAGGCCUGAUGAAAUGCUGCCGCAACGGCUGUGGGAACGUGUCCUGUGCCACACCCAACUUCUGAGCUCCUGUCGCUAUCAGCCUGAGGACUUGGAGCGGGGAAGUCUCUGCCUGACCCAGCGUCUGCUCCAGGCCUGCUGCCUCCCCACUUUCUGGCCUCUGUACCCCUGUCCCAGGGGGCCCACAGCUGCUUCUUUUCCCAACCAAUAAAGCGACCACUUCUAGCACCA
Echinops telfairi (small Madagascar hedgehog) is the source of this 564-nucleotide messenger RNA. RefSeq names its product WAP four-disulfide core domain 2 (gene WFDC2). The transcript has 4 exons. Gene Ontology annotation, cellular component: extracellular region. The record is from RefSeq and is a predicted model, not a curated record. NCBI's taxonomy places the organism in Eukaryota, Metazoa, Chordata, Mammalia, Afrosoricida, Tenrecidae. Gene Ontology annotation, biological process: antibacterial humoral response; innate immune response. Bases 21 to 398 code for a protein of 125 amino acids. Gene Ontology annotation, molecular function: peptidase inhibitor activity.